Sipha flava (yellow sugarcane aphid) is the source of this 2262-nucleotide messenger RNA. Its product is annotated as protein tweety-like. NCBI's taxonomy places the organism in Eukaryota, Metazoa, Arthropoda, Insecta, Hemiptera, Aphididae. The record is from RefSeq and is a predicted model, not a curated record. Bases 371 to 2104 code for a protein of 577 amino acids. Gene Ontology annotation, cellular component: plasma membrane. Gene Ontology annotation, molecular function: intracellularly calcium-gated chloride channel activity; volume-sensitive chloride channel activity. The transcript has 11 exons.
CGCACAACAACGCGACCCUCUCCGCCAGUCGGACGACCACACCGACACGCGUCCGUUUGCUGCCGAUCGAUUAACCCGCGUCUUUGGCUCGCCGCCGACCAGUUGUUUUGUUAUUGUUCGACGCGUUCUCAACCGCCGCCGCCAUCGGAGAUACGGACCACGACCGGUGGACGACACGCGACCGCCCGCCCGCCCGCCGAUGACGACAGCGGUACAUCCAUCGUCGUCCCGGUAGACCGGCCGCUGUUCACCGAGAACGUGUAUACGCUCUUCAACGUUCGCCACUACAUCGAUAAAAAUGCAGUUAGAAAUGAAUUAUUGGUACAUACGUGAAUAGUAAUAUAAAAAAAAAAAAAAAUUAUAUAAAAAUAUGGCUAGAAUGUUGCAAGAGAAUGUUGUUACCUAUAAAACGCCAGCUUUGGCACAUAUAUUCCACUCAUUUCCACAUUUAAAUGUUAGUGGUCACCAUGUUAAUUCUGCAUUUGCACCACGAAGUGAACUUUAUUUGGAAUCCCUUGGUAUUUUGGGUUCAAUUCCUUCUGUUUGGUUGAUAAUAACAAUGUUUUUAUUGUUAAUCUAUCUUAUGACAAGAUGCUGUGAUCGAAAACCUAGACCAAGGCAUAGUAUUGUUGUGCUCAAAUGGACCUUAGCAAUAUUUACUGUUUUAUCAUGUGGUGCUGUUGGAGUUAGUUUAUAUGGUAAUGAUGAUUUACAUAAUGGAGUUGUUCAAUUUCAGACAUCAGCAAGAGCCUUAGAUGAUUUAAUUAUUAGUGUUAAAAAUCAAACUUUAGAUAUAGAAAUAUUGCUUCAAGUCAACAUUCAUGAUAAAUUAACGAGUAUUGAAGAUAUUAUUGAUUUACCAGUUCCUAAUUUGACUGCUCGAGCACAAAUUGUCACAGCUCUUAACACAUUAAUUGGUAAUGCAGCUUCAACAUUGACUAAUAUCCGUGGAAUCAGUAGUUCUUUGCGUGGAGUUUAUCUUACUUCAUUUAUUGAUGAUGUUUAUUUAAUGGAAAGCAUAAGAUGGCCACUGACUAUGGGAGUUCUUAGUAUUCUGUUGGUAUUCUGUGUCAUACUUUUGUUUGGAGUAGCUAGACAUUCUCGUUGCGCUUUAAUCAUGUUUUCUGUUUUUGGGCUAUUUGCUGUCAUCAUAUCCUGGCUUACAGCAUCAAUUUACUUAACUGCUGCAGUUGCAUUGGGUGAUUUUUGUGUGAAUCCUAAUGAAUGGUUGGAACGUGAUUGGACUCCAUCGUCAUUGCGUCCAGAUACAUUGUCUUUCUAUACCACAUGUGAAGGCAGUAACAAUCCUACUGGAAGCACACGGACCAAUCCAUUUGGUAUGGCUAUACGCCAUGCAUCAACUUCAGUAGAUGCAACUAAUUACCAGCUUGAUAUUGUCACACGUCUUGCCAAAACUUUAUAUCCUCCUUCGACUACAAAAGAAGACAUGCCAUUAUUAUUACAACGAAUAAGAAUGGAUGUUGAAAAUGCUGCAAGAAUGGUUUCUGCUUUACCUGCUUCACUUGAAUGUCGACAAAUACAUGUUCAAUACAAUCGAGCUUUACAUGCAACUUGUGAUCUUGCCCUGUUUGGAUUGGCAUUAAUGUUAGUUGCUAGUAUAGUGUCUGGAAUAUUCUUUACAAUACUGGUGUGGCUUGACUCUCACACAUGGAUUUACAUUAGAAAGAAGCAAGAUUAUGCUAAAGCUGAAGAAAGAGAUCCUUUCCUUGGACGUCCUGGCUCUACAGCAAGCAGUUCACAGUCACAUGGACAUCAAAUGACUACACUUACACGAAACCAAGGACCUAGAGAUGAAUAUGGAAUGGGUAGCGGCAUAGCAACUUUAAAUGGCCGUAAUGGUGGUUACAUGCACGAGGGUGGUCCAUCAAAAGUUGGGCCGCAGUAUGCUACCUUAAAUCGUAAAUUCCGUACACUCGAACAUCCUAGUGCUCGUGGUGCUCCACAUCCUCCACCUUCAUUCCGUGGUGUUCCUACCUAUUCCAAUACUUUAGGAUAUAACCGCAAACCUAACCAAUCUAAUGAUCGCCAAUAUUCUACAUUAAGCCGUAAAUGCAAAACAUUAGAAUCCUCAGAUUUCUACUGAAAUGAACCGACCUCUGCCGAACAAACACAAAUAUCAACUAUUAGUGGCAGUUCACUAUCAACAUUUGCGAGACCUUCACCUGUUCCUGAUACUUCCUAUCAAAUUACAGAGUUGUAAAGGUCCGUAAAUAUUAACAGUUAUUUUUUAAGGCCUUUAAA